AUGGCUACCCAUUCGAUCUCCAAAUACAGGCUGACCAAAUCAAUUCAUAAAGAAUAACUCAAAUUAUUGAAACAAUAAUUGAGUGAUCCAAAUCCUCAAGACUAUCAGACCAACAUUUCAUAACACAAUCUCACCAAUCUUACUCAAUAAUUGUAAAAUCCCAAUUCUCAAACCAAAAGUUUUAAUUCUAUUUUUGAUGAGAUUAAACAGCAACCACCCCUUACAUGUAACAAAUACAGUGCGUACUUCACCAAAACCUUUGAUUAGUCAUUAACUAAAAUCCUUAGAGAAUUAUCAUAUCCCAAUCAAUAAGAAAAAACAGAAAGAAUUUAAAGCAAGAGAAAACUCACUAAACCAAUAAACAACGCUAAUGAAGCAACGAUAAAAGAAGAUUCCAAAUUUUGA
Messenger RNA from Paramecium tetraurelia, 405 nucleotides. RefSeq lists its product as uncharacterized. The transcript has a single exon. The record is from RefSeq and is a predicted model, not a curated record. Lineage: Eukaryota; Ciliophora; Oligohymenophorea; Peniculida; Parameciidae.